This is a messenger RNA of Arachis stenosperma, 2690 nucleotides long. RefSeq lists its product as uncharacterized. The coding region runs from base 292 to 2079 and encodes 595 amino acids. The transcript is spliced from 14 exons. NCBI's taxonomy places the organism in Eukaryota, Viridiplantae, Streptophyta, Magnoliopsida, Fabales, Fabaceae. The record is from RefSeq and is a predicted model, not a curated record. Gene Ontology annotation, molecular function: oxidoreductase activity.
AUCCCUGUAAAUAGAUUGAGCCAACACAAACUCUGUCGCUUUAGUAAAACACUUGUCGCAUAGUUAUGGCAUAAACUGCAUUUCUACACCGAAGAAUUCACAAUAGUGGUACAAUACGAAUAAUAAAUUUAGAUCCUAAAAAAUGACAUUUUCCAUGUGUCUAUCACGCUCACUAGUUUUACUCUCAGUAUAGUCAGUAAUCAGUAAUCACAAACACUCAACUCAAUUCGAUUGAUAUUUCCGCCCUUACUGAACGAAAAAGCCGACCAACGUCUCGCCAUUUAGCGCCGCAUGUGCAUCUUCCGACUUCUGGAAAUACAAAAUCCUUUCCUUCUUUACAAACACAUCAACCAAAGUAACAACCUAAUGCGACGAAGAAGCCUUAGCAGCGCUGCCAAUGCAACACUCAAGGGCAGGAAAUGGGACGCGCUGAUAAUCGGCGGCGGCCACAACGGCCUCACGGCAGCCGCCUACCUUGCUCGUGGCGGUCUCUCCGUGGCAGUCUUAGAGCGCCGCCAUGUGAUCGGAGGCGCCGCUGUGACCGAGGAGCUGGUCCCAGGGUUCAAGUUCUCCCGGUGCAGUUACCUGCAGAGCCUCUUGCGUCCCUCAGUCAUCGAAGAACUUGAGCUUCCAAAACACGGCUUGAAGCUUCUGAAGAGGAAUCCGUCGUCUUUUACGCCUUGCCUCGACGGACGGUACCUACUCUUGGGCCCCGAUAAAGGUCUCAAUCAUUCCGAGAUUUCCAAGUUCUCGCUUAACGAUGCAGAUGCUUAUCCAAGAUAUGAGAAUCAGCUUGAGAAUUUCUGUAAAUUUAUGGAUCUGGUGCUGGAUUCGUCUCCUCCUGAAUCCUUGCAGCAUAAAUCAUCACUUAAUGAACAACUGAAGAAUAAAUUACAGAAUUCAGUAUUUUGGGCAAGUUGUCUACGACAAGCAUCCUCCUUGGGGCAAAAGGAGAUGGUGGAAUUCAUGGACCUUUUAUUGGCUCCGGCUUCCAAAGUUUUGAACAACUGGUUUGAGACAGAUGUUCUGAAGGCUACACUUGCAACAGAUGCUGUGAUUGGAAGCACAGUAAGAGCAGUUACCUUUAGUGUUAAAAGUCUUUCCAAUGAAAAACAUUUUAACAAUGAAAGGAUAUACAAAUUUCUCCAUUGUUCUUUGAGAGUGAAACAAUUAGAAUAUGUUGAAGGUGGAAUGGGCUCAAUAUCCAAGGCUAUUAGUAAUGCUGCUAUGGAAGCUGGAGCACAUAUUGUAACCAAUUCUGAGGUAUCUCAGUUGUUGAUUGAAGACUCUAGCACUGUCUGUGGGGUGAUUUUGGCUGAUGGUACCAAAGUGCAUUCUUCAAUUGUUCUUUCUAAUGCAACUCCAUAUAGAACUUUCAUGGAAUUAGUGCCUAAUGAUGCCCUUCCAGAUGAUUUUGUUCGUGCGAUUAAGCAUUCUGACUAUAGUUCUGCUACUACAAAAAUAAAUGUAGCAGUUGACAAGUUGCCUCAAUUUGAGUGUUGCAAGUUAAAUCAUCCUCAUGCUGGCCCACAGCACGUUGGCACAAUUCAUAUUGGUUCAGAGAGCAUGGAAGAAAUUCACUCUGCAUCUCAAGAUGCUGUAAAUGGAGUGCCAUCACGAAGACCAGUUAUUGAAAUGACAAUUCCCUCCACGCUGGACAAAACCAUAUCUCCACCUGGUAUGCAUGUGAUCAACCUAUUUGUGCAGUAUACUCCCUACAAACCACUGGAUGGUGACUGGCAAGAUCAUGAAUACAGAGAAUCAUUUGCGCAAAAAUGCUUCAAAUUGAUUGAUGAAUAUGCCCCCGGGUUUAGUACAUCUGUCAUUGGUUAUGACAUGUUGACUCCACCAGACCUUGAAAGGGAAAUUGGUUUGACAGGAGGGAACAUAUUUCAUGGUGCCAUGGGAUUGGAUUCUCUGUUCCUCAUGCGACCUGUUAAAGGAUGGUCGAAUUAUAAGACUCCACUUCAGGGGUUAUACUUAUGUGGAAGCGGGGCACAUCCUGGCGGUGGCGUAAUGGGGGCACCAGGACGUAACGCCGCUCGAUUAGUACUUCAAGAUCUUAAGAAAACUACGUAAGGUUGAGGUGGUAGUGAUUACAUGGCAGCGAAUCAGGUUCAUUUGUCCUAAUUGGUGCCUUUGAGCUGGUAUGUAUGUUUUUGAUAGAAGAAACUUCAAAUAAAUGAAGCAGCUUCCACCAAGUAUUCUUCCAAUGUGUUGGAUAGAAUCAUAGUUGUUAAACCUUUGCGUUAACUCGUAAAUCUGAGCUUAUUAUUGAGAAAUGUUUGCAUCCUUUUACACCGUAUUUGAUGUGUUCUAAAAUUAUUUGCAAAUAUUCUUUUUUUUUUUCUUAAUUUAUAAUGCUUGAAAUUUAUAUAAAAAUAUUCGAAGAGUGCUUUUUGAAUGAUUUUGGAUUACGCAUUAAAUGUGUUUAAAAAACGUAGAAAUAUUUUUUUUAAAUGGACAAGUAAAAUAUGUUGUAAAAUAAAUACAUAGAGCAGAUAGAAUAGAUAUGAAAUAGAGAAGUAGGAAUAAAAAACUCUAGUAUUAAUAUUUUUUAAUAUAAGUAUCUCAAUAAUAGAGAUUUUAUCUGCUUCUCAAUAAUCACUAUUUCGUGUACAUAUAUUAUUUAUAAGAGUAAAAGUAUACGUUUUCACUGUUUGUUUGUUUUUGUCUAAGAUUAUAUGGCU